AUGUCGGUGGAUAGUAGGAAUGAAGUUCAUAUGGUGGUGCUUCCAUAUCCUGCACUGGGCCAUCUUCUUCCCUUGAUCCAUCUUGCAACAAAACUGGCUACAACAGGGAUCAUCGUCACACUGCUCAACGUGGACAGCAUCCAUGAAAACCUCUCCCGGCAGUGGAGGUGCCCGGAUGGGAUGGAUAUCAGACUGGAGCAAGUGCAUUGUGAUGUCUUCAUUCCUUGUGGCAUCGAUGCCAAAGCAUUGAAAGACACGGACGGGCUACUCGAGUCUUUGGAAAGGUUGCAAAUCCCAGUAGAGGAGCUAGUGAGGGAGAUGCAACCACCUCCAUGCUGCAUCAUCUCCGACUAUUUCAUGCGUUGGGCGGUGGGAAUCACAAAGAAACUUGGCCUCAAAGUCGUCACGUUUUGGCCUGGAAAUGCUGCCUGGAGCUCCAUCCACCACCACACUCAAUUGCUCGUCUCCAGCGGUGACGCGUUCCAAGGUCAGAAUUCUUUUUUCUUGCAUGAUUUUGAUCGAGCAAUCUAG
Selaginella moellendorffii is the source of this 531-nucleotide messenger RNA. Its product is annotated as UDP-glycosyltransferase 86A1. The record is from RefSeq and is a predicted model, not a curated record. The coding region runs from base 1 to 531 and encodes 176 amino acids. The transcript has a single exon. NCBI's taxonomy places the organism in Eukaryota, Viridiplantae, Streptophyta, Lycopodiopsida, Selaginellales, Selaginellaceae.